GGUGGCGUCCCCGGAGCGCGUUCUCGGCUUGUGUUCUCGCAACCACGCGGCGACGCGGCGACCAAAGCCAGUUCCGAAUGUUUCGCCUCGUUUUCGUCCUCGGCGCGCUCCUGUCCUGUGAGGCGCAGCUCCGCCCGCGCCGCGUGGGCGUCGACCCGCUUGGCGAGUCUGAGCCCGCCGCCGAUGCGGCGGGCGGCGACCUCGAGGCCAAGCUCGCCAAGCUCCGCGAGAUGGCGGCGGGCGGCGGCGCGGACGCCGACCCGGCGGCGCAGAUGGCGAUGCUGCAGGAGCUCAUGGGGGGCGGGGAGGGGGGCGACACGGCGGAGCUCGGCAAGAUGAUGGCUGGCGCGGGCAAGGACUUUGCGCAGGCGAUGGCCGCCAACAUGAAGGAGGCGGCAUCGCUGCUCGAGAACCCGGACGCGCUGCAGGAGAAGCUGUCCGAGCUGAUGGGAGGCGAGGGCGAGGGCGCGAACCUCAUGCAAGAGAUGCAGUCCGUCCUGACGGACCCGGACAAGCUGCGCGAGGGCAUCGCCGCGAUGGCAAACAACCCGAUGUUUGCGCAGAUGGCGGACGCGGUGCCGGGGCUGAAGCAGGCGUUCGCCGACCCCGAGGCGCUGGAGCAGGGGAUCGCCCACGUCACCAACGCCUUCGCGCAGAUGCAGGACGAGGAGGGCCAGCUCGACGUCGGCAAGAUGGCCGAGAUGAUGCAGCAGUCGAUGGGCGCGAUGGGCAGCAUGUUUGAAGGGAUGGACGCCGAGGGCGUUCAGGAGAAGCUGGCAGAGAUGAUGGGGGGUGGCGGCCUCGGCGGCCUCGGCGCCGGCUCGCUCGAUGAUUUUGGCGCGGCCGACAGCGAAAGCGACGAGUUUUGAAGCGGCGAUCGCCCGAGCCCUCUUUUUUCUGAACACGUGUGGACUCACCGCCUGACGAACUGUGCUCUGUGGAACUGUGCGAGGCCCCCUAGUGGCGCAAGCGGUGUGGUGUGUUUAGCGUGCUAUCGUACCGG
Messenger RNA from Emiliania huxleyi CCMP1516, 1003 nucleotides. RefSeq lists its product as hypothetical. The transcript has a single exon. Bases 78 to 869 code for a protein of 263 amino acids. The record is from RefSeq and is a predicted model, not a curated record. NCBI's taxonomy places the organism in Eukaryota, Haptophyta, Isochrysidales, Noelaerhabdaceae.